AUGCAAGCCGAUAAGAUCGAACAGUUGCCUGGACAACCUGAUAUGGUGGAUUUUGAUCAGUGUGUAGGGUAUGUUACGAUUGAUCCAAAGGCUGAAAGAGCGUUGUUUUAUUACGUUGUCGAGUCUGCAGUGAAUUCAUCAUUUAUCCCGCUGGUUCUAUUGUUAAAUGGAGGUCCAGAAUGUACCUCCCUUGGAUAUGGAGCUAUGGAAGAAUUAGGCCCUUCUAGAGUCAAUAGCGAUGGAAAAACUCUUUUCCCAAACUAUGAAACAUAUAGUGGAAUUGUACAAUUUUGUGGUUUGCUGAAUGGAAAUGUAUCUGAUAGAUGCUGGAGUUACGCAGACAAAACCCCUGAAGAAAUGAGAAAUAUUGAGAUAAAUAAAUUCUAUACUCUGGUUAGCUACUUUAAUCCAUGCUCAGAUACAUACAUGGAAUACUACUUGAAUAAUGCAAACGUGCAAAGCGCGCUCCACACCAAGCGCUCAAAUUGGACUGGCCGACCUGCUGCAGCCUUAUGCUUCCAUCCCAGAAAGCUCGGUGCCCAUGGGGAUGUCAGCUGGGUAUUUGGUUUCAAGUUACCAGCCACAGAGGUUUUUUUCAGAACUGUGACAACUUUGUUCACAGCAGAAGCAACUAUGGCAAUUACAAAUGUUGUUCAAGACAAAUGA
Molecule: messenger RNA, 666 nt
Organism: Fraxinus pennsylvanica
Lineage: Eukaryota; Viridiplantae; Streptophyta; Magnoliopsida; Lamiales; Oleaceae
Source: the annotation of a GenBank genome assembly